AGAGAGAGAGAGAGAGGGAGAUUGUUGCCAAAGGCUUUUCAUCAAAAACACAGGAAUCAAAACACUUAACUUCUAACUGAUAUCCGAACUGCUUCUAGCCAGGUAGGUGUUCCAAAUAUUGGGCUGUUCUUAUUAUGGAUUCGAUUUUAAGGCAUGCCUAUUCUUUUCUUUCCCACACAUGCUAAUACAUUGUCCAUCUUGCCUCUCCUAAUAGCCCAUGAGUCUUGAACUUGCAGCCAGAAAAGUACUGCCUUUGUAAGGCACAAAAGAACACCAGUGGUUUUUUUUUGUUUUUUUUUUUAAAUCACACGAGGCCUGAAUAAAAAGCUCUCUGGCCAUUCAGAGGCUGCUUGCAUUGUGCAGCUGUUCCUUGACUGCUGAGAACAUCUGGCCGCUGACAAUGCAGUACCUGAAGGAAACCGUGCACAUGGCGCUAUUCGGGAGUUGCAGGACCUGGGAUUUUUGCCAGGGUCCGCUGAAAGGUCGGGGGCCCUUUUUUCUUGGUCAAACCCUGAUAAGCAUAUUGCAGCUUGUCAUUACUGUUGUUUUGCUGUUUGCCUGCCAGUAUUUGUUUCACAAUUUUAUUAUGAUGAUGUCUUCCCAACGUGCUGGCACUUAGGGACUUUUUCUUUUCCUGUUUCGGUCCCACCUCUGUGAAAUGUACAGUGAGACUUUGAUUGGUCAUAGUCUACUCCCAGUUAGCAAUACAUCACUGUGUGGACUCAGUUCCCAUGACUUUGGUUCCCUGGGACAAUGUCUCUUUCUUCACCAAGCUGAUGGUAAAUAUCUGGUCAGCCUCAUCUAUUUAAAGCCAGCCAAGCAGGAAUCCUAGUGCUGGGGAGAGGAUUCUUUUGUUUGUUUGGUGAAGUAGAGAAAUAAAGUCUCCCCGCUGAACUACUAUGAGGUCAGAAGCCUUGCUGCUAUAUUUCACACUGCUACACUUUGCUGGGGCUGGUUUCCCAGAAGAUUCUGAACCAAUCAGUAUUUCGCAUGGCAACUAUACAAAACAGUAUCCGGUGUUUGUGGGCCACAAGCCAGGACGGAACACCACACAGAGGCACAGGCUGGACAUCCAGAUGAUUAUGAUCAUGAAUAGAACCCUCUACAUUGCUGCUAGGGACCAUAUUUAUACUGUUGAUAUGGACACCUCACACACAGAAGAAAUUUAUUGUAGCAAAAAACUGACAUGGAAAUCUAGACAGGCUGAUGUAGACACAUGCAGAAUGAAGGGGAAACAUAAGGACGAGUGUCACAACUUCAUUAAAGUUCUUCUAAAGAAAAGCGAUGAUACUCUGUUUGUCUGUGGAACUAAUGCCUUCAACCCUUCCUGCAGAAACUAUAAGAUGGAUACUCUGGAACCUUUCGGGGAUGAAUUCAGUGGAAUGGCCAGAUGCCCUUACGAUGCCAAACAUGCCAACGUUGCCCUGUUUGCAGAUGGAAAACUAUACUCAGCCACAGUGACUGACUUCCUUGCCAUUGAUGCGGUCAUUUACCGGAGUCUGGGAGACAGCCCAACCCUACGGACCGUCAAGCAUGAUUCCAAAUGGCUGAAAGAACCGUACUUUGUCCAAGCAGUGGAUUAUGGAGACUACAUCUACUUCUUCUUCAGGGAAAUAGCAGUGGAGUACAACACCAUGGGAAAGGUAGUUUUUCCAAGAGUGGCUCAGGUUUGUAAGAACGACAUGGGAGGGUCCCAAAGAGUCCUGGAAAAACAGUGGACGUCUUUCCUUAAGGCUCGCCUGAACUGCUCAGUUCCCGGAGACUCUCAUUUUUAUUUUAACAUACUCCAGGCAGUCACAGAUGUGAUUCGUAUUAAUGGCCGUGAUGUUGUCCUGGCAACCUUUUCCACACCUUACAACAGCAUCCCUGGGUCUGCAGUUUGUGCCUAUGACAUGCUUGACAUCGCCACUGUGUUCACUGGGAGGUUCAAAGAACAGAAGUCUCCAGAUUCCACUUGGACACCAGUUCCUGAUGAAAGAGUGCCCAAACCCAGGCCAGGUUGCUGCGCUGGCUCAUCGUCCUUAGAAAAAUAUGCAACCUCCAAUGAGUUUCCUGAUGAUACCCUGAACUUCAUCAAAACGCACCCACUCAUGGAUGAGGCUGUGCCUUCCGUCAUCAACAGGCCAUGGUUCCUGAGGACGAUGGUCAGAUACCGCCUGACCAAAAUUGCAGUGGACAGUGCUGCUGGGCCCUAUCAGAAUCACACUGUGGUUUUCCUGGGAUCAGAGAAGGGGAUCAUCUUGAAGUUCUUGGCCAGGAUAGGAAACAGUGGUUUCCUAAAUGACAGCCUUUUCCUGGAGGAGAUGAGCGUUUACAACCCUGAAAAGUGCAGCUACGAUGGGGUAGAGGACAAGAGGAUUAUGGGCAUGCAACUAGACAAAGCCAGCAGCUCUCUGUACGUUGCAUUCUCCACCUGUGUGAUAAAGCUUCCCCUGGGCCGCUGUGAACGACACGGGAAAUGUAAAAAAACCUGUAUCGCCUCCAGAGACCCAUACUGCGGGUGGGUAAAGGAAGGAGGUUCCUGUGCCCAUCUGUCACCCAGCAGCAGACUGACUUUUGAACAGGACAUAGAACGUGGCAACACAGAUGGCCUGGGAGACUGUCACAAUUCCUUCGUGGCCCUGAAUGACAUUUCAACUCCUCUUCCAGAUCAUGAAAUGUCUUACAACACAGUAUAUGGGCACUCCAGUUCCCUCUUGCCCAGCACCACCACGUCGGAUGCAGCGGCUCAAGAGGGGUAUGAGUCUAGGGCGGGAAAGCUGGACUGGAAGGACCUGCUGCACUCACCCGACAGCACAGACUCUUUGGGGGCGGUGUCUUCCCGUAAUCACCAAGACCAGAAGGGAGUGAUUCGGGAAAGUUACCUCAAAGGCCAUGACCAGCUCGUCCCCGUCACCCUCUUGGCCAUUGCAGUCAUCCUGGCUUUUGUCAUGGGGGCCGUCUUCUCCGGCAUCAUCGUCUAUUGCGUCUGCGACCACAGGCGCAAAGACGUGUCCGCCGUGCAGCGCAAAGAGAAGGAGCUCACCCACUCGCGCCGGGGCUCCAUGAGCAGCGUCACCAAGCUCAGCGGCCUCUUUGGGGACAGCCAGUCCAAAGACCCGAAGCCGGAGGCCAUCCUCACACCACUCAUGCACAACGGCAAGCUCGCCACUCCCGGCAACACGGCCAAGAUGCUCAUCAAGGCUGAUCAGCACCACUUAGACCUGGCGGCCUUGCCCACCCCGGAGUCCACCCCAACACUGCAGCAGAAGCGGAAGCCCAGCCGCGGCAGCCGCGAGUGGGAGAGGAACCAGAACCUCAUCAAUGCGUGCACCAAGGACAUGCCCCCCAUGGGCUCCCCCGUGAUCCCCACGGACCUGCCCCUCCGGGCCUCCCCCAGCCACAUCCCCAGCGUGGUGGUCCUGCCCAUCACGCAGCAGGGCUACCCGCAUGAGUACGUGGACCAGCCCAAAAUGAGCGAGGUGGCCCAGAUGGCGCUGGAGGACCAGGCGGCCACCCUGGAGUAUAAGACCAUCAAGGAGCAUCUCAGCAGCAAGAGUCCCAACCACGGGGUGAACCUCGUGGAGAACCUGGACAGCCUGCCCCCCAAAGUCCCCCAGCGGGAGGCCUCCCUGGGCCCUCCGGGAGCCUCCCUGUCUCAGAACGGCCUGAGCAAGCGGCUGGAAAUGCACCACUCCUCCUCCUACGGCCUUGACUAUAAGAGGAGCUACCCCACGAACUCGCUCACGAGAAGCCACCAGGCCACCACUCUCAAAAGAAACAAUACUAACUGCUCCAAUUCCUCCCACCUGUCCAGAAACCAGAGCUUUGGCCGGGGAGACAACCCGCCCCCCGCCCCGCAGCGGGUGGACUCGAUCCAGGUGCACGGCGCGCCGCCCUCCGGCCAGGCCGUGACUGUUUCGCGGCAGCCCAGCCUCAAUGCCUACAACUCGCUGACGAGGUCGGGGCUGAAGCGCACACCCUCGCUAAAGCCAGACGUACCCCCCAAACCCUCCUUUGCCCCCCUUUCCACAUCCAUGAAGCCCAAUGACGCGUGUACAUAAUCCCAGGGGGAGGGGUCAGGUGUCGAACCAGCGGGAAAGGCCAGGCGCGCUCAGCUCGGCGAGGCCCUCCACUGCCUGAGUACCCACCAGACCAAGAUGGCCGCGGCGGAGCAGAGGACGCUGGGUCCCCCUCGGGGAUGCCGGGGGACUCUGGGAAAUUGGGUCACGUGGUUUGGUGAAGGUUUGCGACGCGGGACUCACCUCCAUUCUCGGACUUCACUCUCCCCGAACACCGUGCAACAGGUCGGACUCACGAAAGACUUAAAUUAUCAUCACAAACAUGAGCCAAAAGCACAUAGCCACCCACCCCCACCCCCACACGCAUGCGCGCGCGCACCCGCGCACGCGCACAGGCUCUCACACCCACGCGCGCGCGUGCACCCACCCACACACGCGCGCGCACACACACCCACACACACACACACACACACACGCGCGCGCGCGCGCACACACAGGUGAACGACUGCAACGUCUUUGUCCAUGACCGCACUGGGCGCUGCCGAACAGGGCUGGCGUUCCACCUGCAAAACACAAAUACAUUUUUAAAAAUCAUGAAAAUUCAAAAGACAAAAAAAUAAAGGAUUCAUUGAUAAUUCUAACUCAGACUUUAACAAUGGCAGAAGUUUACUAUGCUCAGAUACUGUGAAAUGCCCACCAGUGUUACAGCUUUCUGUUAUUAGCAGAUUAAUGCCAUGUUGGGCAACUAUGUCAUAGAUUUCUGCUCCUCUCUUUUAAUGAAAUAACGUGACCGUUAACGCAAGUAACUCUUUAUUUAUUGUUCACCCUUUUUUUUUCCCUUAAGGAAAGGACUCUUCCACAUACCAUCCUAUGAACAGCUCUUCAGAAAGCCCCUUGAAAGUUAAACUAUUUAACGUGAAAUCCAUUAACUGGAAUAAUUGAGUUUAUUUUUACAAUAAAUUCACUGAGUAAAUAAGUU
This is a messenger RNA of Acinonyx jubatus (cheetah), 4980 nucleotides long. It is a transcript of the gene SEMA6A, whose product is annotated as semaphorin 6A. The coding region runs from base 900 to 4043 and encodes 1047 amino acids. Gene Ontology annotation, biological process: axon guidance; neural crest cell migration; negative chemotaxis. The transcript has 20 exons. Lineage: Eukaryota; Metazoa; Chordata; Mammalia; Carnivora; Felidae. The record is from RefSeq and is a predicted model, not a curated record. Gene Ontology annotation, molecular function: chemorepellent activity; semaphorin receptor binding.